Molecule: messenger RNA, 952 nt
Organism: Mobula hypostoma (lesser devil ray)
Lineage: Eukaryota; Metazoa; Chordata; Chondrichthyes; Myliobatiformes; Myliobatidae
Product: tumor necrosis factor receptor superfamily member 6B-like
Exons: 6
Coding region: 56-952 (298 amino acids)
Molecular function (GO): protein binding
Source: RefSeq, a predicted model, not a curated record
AAAUGACGCGAAUAUCAGAGUCUUCAACAGUUGAACUAAUCCCAAGCAAACAAACAUGUUCUUCAAGUACUUCAUCUGUAUUGCACUCGGAGGAAUUCUGUCAAGUUCAGCUGUUCUGUUAGAAGCCAAACCUACUUACCAAAGAACAGAUGAAAUAACUGGUCAGCUGGUGAUAUGUGAGAAGUGCCCACCGGGGACGUUUGUAGAAAAGCACUGUACCAGUUCACAUCCAACAAUAUGUGGGUCCUGCCCAGACUUGCAUUAUACUCAGUACUGGAAUUAUCUUCGGAAAUGUCGUUACUGUAACGUUUUCUGUGUGGAGCAUCAGUACGAAAGGCAACAAUGUAACUCCACACAUAACAGAGUUUGCGAAUGCAAACCUGGUUAUUACUUAGAGUUUGAAUUCUGCCUGAAACACAAAGUGUGCCCCGCUGGUUCUGGCAUGACUAAAGCAGGAACGGCUUUCGAAGACACAAUCUGUGAACAAUGUUCUGAUGACUUUUUCUCUUCAACAUGGUCUAGUUCAGAGCCUUGUAAAGCUCACACAAAAUGUGAUGAAGGUUUAGUGGUUAAUGUCCCAGGUAACCGAUAUCACAACACUCUGUGUACUCCCUGCAAGAAAGGUAUUGGAUGUUCUAUCAAUAAAACAGUGUGCAGUGAAGCACUUAUUCAGUUCGUGGCCUAUCAGAGGAUCCCAAUAAAGAAGCUUGUUGAGUUUCUUAAUUUACUUUCAAUUCACAAUGCUCGGAAAAUACAUAAGCAAAUAUUACCGGAGGACAAGAACAUGAUGUUUGUAAUAUUACACCCCCUGUUAACGAAAUGGAAAGCAGAUGUCGAUGAAGAUCACAUAUUUGAAAUAAUGGUCUCAAUACUUGGAAAGGCAAAGAAGGUUAGUUCUGAUGUACCUCACGAAUUUGAUGGCUGUCUCAUUGAUUCUCUGAUUGCCAAUUAA